AUGGCCACCUCUUUCUUGUUGCCUUUGGAACUCAUGCUUCUAAUUACAUUAAACAUCUUCUUCAUGCUCACCUCAUCUGCACAACUAACCGAUCUCACCACCGAUCGAGAUGCUCUUCUCACGUUCAAAAAAGCCAUAACUGUCGACACACGUGGCGCGUUGAGCAAGAAAUGGCUCACCAACACUUCCAUCUGUGACUGGGCCGGCGCCUCGUGUGGCAUCAAACACCAAAGAGUCACAGCCCUCGAUCUGUCCAACUUCGGCCUCCAUGGAAGCCUCUCUCCACAUCUCGGAAACCUAACCUUUCUCCAGUCCUUGGACGUCAGCUCCAACAAUUUCACAGGCGUCUUACCAGCUGAGCUAUCUAAACUACGCCAUUUGAAGAUAGUAAACGCGACAUGCAACAACUUCAGUGGAGAAAUACCGAGAGGUAUCCUUACAAACAUGUCGGUAUUGGAAUAUAUUGAUCUGAGGUUUAACAACCUAUCGGGCACUCUCCCAAGAGAUAUAUGCAAUAACACUCCGAAACUGAAGACAUUAACUCUCAUAACGAAUCAAAUAUCUGGAAAAAUUCCAAGGAGUAUACACAAGUGCAGCAAGAUGGAGGAGUUGAGCUUGUCGACAAAUAUGUUCAAUGGCAACAUACCAACCGAAGUUGGGAAUCUUACCAUGCUUACACUUCUAUCUAUAGAUGAUAAUGAUCUCCAAGGAAACGUGACAGAACUCGAGUCUUUGGACCUGUCUUCAAACCGAUUGGAAGGGAAAAUUCCAACAGAGUUAACAAAGCUCACAUUUCUUUCGGUGAUGAACCUUUCCAUGAAUAAUCUUUCGGGGAUGAUACCUCAAUCCAAUGGCCAGUUUUCCACAUUCGAAAACACAUCAUAUGUUGGGAAUUCUCGACUGUGUGGAUUUCCAUUAUCACGACAAUGUGAAGGGCCUUCGCCUCCAGUGAUGUUGGAAGAAGAUGAUCAUGAUUAUGGUAUUCUAGAAGGAUUCUGUUGGCAGGCUGUUGUUUCCGGGAAUGGAUGUGGAUUCGUAAUCGGUGCGAUUGUAGGUUGUGUGAUUCUUGGGUUUGCAAGGCCUAAAUGGUUGGUGGAAUGGAUCUAUAGAUUUUACAGGAAAAAGAUGAGAAGCCAUAGAAGAAGAUAA
Salvia hispanica is the source of this 1149-nucleotide messenger RNA. The record is from RefSeq and is a predicted model, not a curated record. Lineage: Eukaryota; Viridiplantae; Streptophyta; Magnoliopsida; Lamiales; Lamiaceae.